CACCAUUUUUACACCUUCACCCCUACACUGAUUAUUUGACAUGGCAUCAGCAGCGAUACGAUUUGUCGCAGGCACUAAACAAUGCACCUUGGGAACUCUGUAUCUUAAAUGUCGUGUAAAGCCCGGCGCAUCGCGAGUGCGUGAGGGGAUCGUGGCUGUGACGGAUGGAGGGGUGGAGUUGUGCGUUGCUGCGCAGGCGCGAGAAGGCGAGGCAAACAAAGCCGUAAUCAAACUGCUAAGCGAGAUCUUGGGACUUCCAAAGUCUGAUUUGACCAUCUCUCAGGGGUUGAAGUCCAGAGACAAGACCGUGGCUGUUACAUGCAGCAAUGUCAUGGAUCCGGCUGCACUUCUCACAAAGAUUAUGAAACAGUUGGAGGAGGCUGUGAAGGGCGGAUAGCAAUCUAAUAUCUGUUGCAUGGCUGAUUCCUCAGCAUCAAGGAUAAGCUACCCGGCGACGCCGCCUUCCUAAGUGACGUCACGACGUCACGCACGAAGCACCUACUUAAGCUUUGUGUCGUAGACCAGUUCACUAUGUACAAGCCAAACACUUCUGACUAGAUGAAGUGCCACCUGAGUGGCCCUGCUUUGUGAUAACAUAGACUAAACAUAGCAAUAAAGCUUGAUAGAG
Molecule: messenger RNA, 628 nt
Organism: Colletotrichum navitas
Lineage: Eukaryota; Fungi; Ascomycota; Sordariomycetes; Glomerellales; Glomerellaceae
Exons: 2
Coding region: 41-397 (118 amino acids)
Cellular component (GO): cytoplasm
Source: RefSeq, a predicted model, not a curated record